CGCUUGAUUCGGCAGUGAAGUUUUGGCAGCGCUCGCGCGUUCGCCAGGCUUCAUAUAAAUACCGGCGAGUGUAGGGCGAGUCCGGCCAGAGAGAGAUGACUGGUGAAGAGCUAUGCUUGAGAUCCCCUGGUCUGGUCCGAUUUUUCCCUUAGUUGUCUUCUGUAAAUUUGAACCUGUUCCAGCACAUUGUCAGGACGCAGUAGAAGUCGGAAGAGUUCGGCAAGAACUUCGCUAGCCUCCGUCCCAGUUAGUCUCAAUCCGCAGUAACGCUCACUGCUUUGUCCCGGUCUGAACAUGCCGCCGGUAGAGCAGGGUCAGAUUAAAGCUCGGAUAAAGGAGCUCAUCGACACCAAAGGUGUUGUUAUUUUCAGCAAAAGCUACUGUCCCUACUGUAAAAAGGUGAAGGAGCUCUUUGCUGAAUUGAAUGUGACAUAUGAAGUCCUAGAGCUGGAUCUGAUUGAGAAUGGUUCUAACUACCAGGAUGUGCUGGUGGAGAUGACUGGACAGAAAACUGUCCCCAAUGUUUUUGUCAACAAGACACACAUAGGAGGCUGCGAUAAGACCAUGCAGGCAUAUAAAGAUGGUCUCCUACAUCAGCUGCUGGGAGUGGAGAGCACGACAUACGACUAUGACCUUAUUGUGAUAGGAGGUGGAUCUGGAGGUCUGGCCUGCUCAAAGGAAGCAGCUGCCUUGGGGAAGAAGGCCAUGGUUCUAGAUUAUGUUGUCCCCACACCUUUGGGCACAUCUUGGGGUCUUGGUGGCACAUGUGUAAACGUGGGCUGUAUUCCUAAGAAGCUGAUGCAUCAAACUGCCCUAUUGCGAAGUUCUCUGGAGGAUGCUCGCAAAUUUGGCUGGGAGUUUAGUGAAGCAGUAAAUCAUAACUGGGAAACGAUGAAGAGUGCCGUGAACAACUACAUCGGCUCCUUGAACUGGGGCUACAGAGUGUCUUUACGUGAUAAGAAUGUCAACUAUGUGAAUGCUUAUGGAGAGUUUGUGGAACCACACAAAAUAAAGGCCACAAACAAGCGAGGCAAAGAGAUGUUCUACACUGCAGCAAAGUUUAUUCUGGCAACAGGAGAGCGUCCACGCUACCUUGGCAUCCCUGGAGACAAAGAAUACUGCAUCACCAGUGAUGAUCUGUUCUAUUUGCCCUACUGUCCUGGUAAGACACUAGUGAUUGGAGCAUCAUACGUGGCACUGGAAUGUGGAGGAUUUCUGGCAGGUCUGGGGCUUGAUGUCACGAUAAUGGUGCGCUCCAUUCUGCUAAGAGGCUUUGACCAGGACAUGGCCAAUCGUGCAGGGGACCAUAUGGAGACACACGGGGUCAAAUUCCUCAGGCAGUAUGUCCCUGUUAAGGUAGAGCAGCUUGAGGCUGGUACUCCAGGCAGAUUGAAAGUGACUGCCAAGUCUACAGAGACUGAUGAGAUCAUUGAAGGAGAGUACAACACUGUACUGAUAGCUGUGGGUCGUGAUGCUUGUACAGGAAAUAUAGGUCUAGACAAAGUUGGGGUGAUGGUCAACCCAAAUACUGGGAAGAUCCCAGUAAAUGACGAAGAGCAGACCAACAUUCCACACAUUUAUGCUAUCGGGGACAUUCUGGAGGGCAAGUGGGAGCUGACUCCUGUGGCUAUUCAGGCUGGAAAACUGUUGGCUCGUAGACUGUUUGGAGGUUCCACUGUCAAGUGUGACUAUGUGAAUGUUCCUACCACGGUGUUCACACCUCUGGAGUAUGGCAGUUGUGGCCUAUCUGAGGAAAAGGCUAUAGAGCGUUAUGGAGAGGAAAACCUAGAGAUUUUUCACAGUCUGUUUUGGCCUUUGGAGUACACCAUACCUAACCGGGACAACAACAGGUGCUAUGCCAAGAUCAUCUGCAACAAGUUGGACGAUAACCGCGUCAUUGGUUUUCACUACUUGGGCCCUAACGCUGGAGAGGUGACGCAGGGCUUUGGUGUAGCCAUGAAGUGUGGGGUCACUAAGGAGCAGCUAGACAGCACCAUUGGGAUACACCCUACCUGUGCUGAGAUUUUCACCACCAUGGCAGUAACCAAGAGGUCAGGGGGUGACAUCAAACAAGCAGGUUGCUGAGGUUAAACCCUGCUUGUUUAAUAGGCUGUCCUAAAACCAUAUGAACUGGUCCAUCCUUUAAGCAGUUUCUCCGAAUUUCAACUUUGCAUUCAAAUAAGCUUUUCCACUAGAUUUUUAGCUUUUGAGCUCCACUCCUGCCUAAACCAACUGUCCAAAGAGGUGAUCAACCACAAAGCAAUAAAAGAUGGAAUUGGAUAUAAUGCUCAAGUUAGUCUAAAAUGAUUUGUAGAGUUUAAAUUUUAUAAAAAAAACAAACUUGGGUUAGCUAUGGUCUUGGGGAUCUAGGUUUGUAAAUGUUCUUUAAAUGUAACUACUAGAUAAAACUUGGAGCUCCUAUGGUUUCUCAGUAGGAGUGAGUGGUUUUCAGUGGUUGCAUUUUAAGAAGUUCUCAGACUGUGGUCCCUUAGGACUGAGCUGAACCUGCUGCAGAAGAGAGAAGCUGGAGAAGCUCAUUUUGUAGGACAGCCUGUUAAACAGCGGGGUUACUCUGCUGCUUUAAAUCCUCCAAGCCGAAGUCAGAAUUGCACUGGGAAAGGAACGCAUGCUGUUUUGCGCUCACACUUCAAAGUGCUUUGUGAUGUUUUAGCCCUUAACCUAAAUUCUGAGGUGGGCUAAGACUGAUAAUGUUCUGUGCCUAGACUUAAGAGGUAAACACACUUUCUUGUACAAACGCAUACACUCUAGUCCAGCAACCUCAGCUCCAGGCUCACAAGUUAAGCUUGGGGUUAUUGAUUUCCCAAAAAUAUUGCAGUGCUGCACAAUCAUGACUGUUAGAACUGGGUCUCAGUACAUGUGAUGAAUAAAUGUAAAAGCCAGAUAGAAUAAUUAUAAUGAUUUUAAUCUAUCAUGGCCUAAGACAAUUACAUCCAUUAUUGUUAAACAUUUUUGUUAAACAUUAAAGCAUUUUGGGUACUCAGGCCAGAUUUCUUUCAUGGUAGUGGUUUGUGGGCUACAUUGUUUGUCUUCUAUUUUUCCAUUCUUUUGUUUUUAACCAACAUUCCCUCUAUGUAUUAUUUAAUGAUAAGUUGGUUUGUUCUUUUUAUUUUUAUUUCAGUCAAAGUCAUGGUCUUGAUAAAGCUCAAAAGUGAACUGGCAAAUAGUUUGGCAAAUUAUCUGGUUUUAUUAAAUAUAAUUAAAUGGAAAUACUUGUAUAGAUGUAAUUCUCAUCCCUGGUUUUGACUUGGAAGCACUUAUACAUCUUACUAUUUAAUAGUUAACAUCAUACCUUUUUUGUCUUUUAGUUUCUCACUGUUUCUGAAUAUAUAGACAUGCUGGUUGCUGUGGACUUUAUUACAUGUAAAAUCCUGCUGAUGUGUUGUUACUUAGCAACAAUGCCUGAUAAAUGUACAAACUUGUGUUUCCAUAGUAUCAUUGUUUUCAAAGUAAUUAAAAGAACUUUAAUAAAGCUAUGUACACUGAA
Silurus meridionalis is the source of this 3505-nucleotide messenger RNA. RefSeq names its product thioredoxin reductase 3 (gene txnrd3). The record is from RefSeq and is a predicted model, not a curated record. Gene Ontology annotation, biological process: cellular response to oxidative stress; glutathione metabolic process; cell redox homeostasis. The coding region runs from base 295 to 2085 and encodes 596 amino acids. The transcript is spliced from 16 exons. Gene Ontology annotation, molecular function: flavin adenine dinucleotide binding; glutathione-disulfide reductase (NADPH) activity; thioredoxin-disulfide reductase (NADPH) activity. Lineage: Eukaryota; Metazoa; Chordata; Actinopteri; Siluriformes; Siluridae. Gene Ontology annotation, cellular component: cytosol; mitochondrion.